Molecule: messenger RNA, 6620 nt
Organism: Schistosoma curassoni
Lineage: Eukaryota; Metazoa; Platyhelminthes; Trematoda; Strigeidida; Schistosomatidae
Source: the annotation of a GenBank genome assembly
GGAAGCAUUAACUUCAACGUGUCAAGAGGUUCUGGGUCUAAAGAAAUACCGUCAUAAGGAAUGGAUCUCUACAGAAACAGUGGACAAGAUCAAAGAAAGGAAGAACAAGAAGACAGCAAUUAACAACAACCGAGCACGAACAGAGAAAGUCCAAGCACAAGCUGAAUACAUAGAAGCAAAGAAACAAGUGAAGAGGAGCAUUAGAGUCGACAAGAAGAAAUACGUGGAAGAACUAGCAACGACGGCAGAAAAAGCUGCUAGAGAAGGAAAUAUGAAACAGCUUCACGAUACAACGAAGAAACUAUCAGGGAAAUACAGUAAACCAGAGAGGCCGGUCAAAGACAAAGAAGGCAAGCCAAUCACCGAAAUUCAACAACAGCGUAACAGAUGGGUAGAAUACUUCGAGGAACUCCUGAAUAGGCCGGCACCAAUGAAUCCACCGGACAUCGAAGCAGCACACAUAGAUCUUCCUAUAGAUGUCAACCCACCAACGACGGAAGAAAUUAGAAUGGCCGUCAGACAAAUCAAGAACGGGAAAGCAGCAGGACCCGACAACAUACCAGCUGAAGCACUGAAAUCAGACAUCGAAGCAACCACAAGCAUGCUUUACCUUCUAUUCAAGAAGAUUUGGGAGGACGAACAAGUGCCAAUGGACUGAAAAGAAGGACACCUCGUCAAAAUUCCAAAGAAAGGAGAUCUGAGCAAAUGUGAAAACUACAGAGGCAUUACACUACUGUCAAUACCAGGGAAAGUCUUCAACAGAGUGUCGCUGAACCGGAUGAAGGAUGCAGUAGACGCCCAACUUCGAGAUCAAGAAGCUGGAUUCCGUAAGGAUCGGUCGUGCACAGACCAAAUUGCAACAAUACGGAUCAUCGUCGAACAAUCAGUUGAGUGAACUCAUCACUAUACAUCAACUUCAUUGAUUAUGAAAAGGCAUUUGACAGUGUAGAUGGGAGGACGUUAUGAAAACUUCUUCGACACUACGGAGUUCCUGAGAAGAUUGUCAAUAUUAUCUGGAACUCAUACGACGGACUACAGCGCAAGGUCGUGGAUGGAGAACAGCUGACGGAUGCAUUCCAAGUAAGGACCGGAGUCAGACAAGGCUGUUUACCCUCUCACUUCCUCUUUCUUCUGGUGGUCGACUGGAUUAUGAAGACGUCGACAUCUGAAGAAAAACACGGAAUACAAUGGACAGCUCAGAAUCAAUUAGACGAUUUGGACUUCGCAGAUGACCUAGCCCUCCUAUCACGUACACACGAACGGAUGCAGAUGAAGACAGCCAGUGUAGCAGCAGUCUCUGCAUCAGUAGGCCUCAGCAUACACAAAGGGAAAACCAAAGUCCUCAAAUUCAAAGCGGAAAACAACAAUCCAAUCACUCUUGAUGGCGAAACUCUGGAAGAUGUAGAGUCCUUCACAUACGUAGGAAGCAUCAUCGAUGAACAAGGAGGAUCCGAUGCAGACGUAAAGGCGAGGACCGGCAAAGCAAGGGUCGCAUUCCUACAAUUGAAGAACAUAUGGAACUCAAAACAACUUUCAACCAAUAUCAAAGUGAGAAUCUUCAAUACGAACGUCAAGGCAGUUCUACUGUAUGGAGCUGAAACUUGGAGAACUACAACAACCACAAUCAAGAAAGUACAAGUAUUUAUAAAUAGCUGUCUACGCAAGAUACUCAACAUCCAUUGGCCGGAUACCAUCAGCAAUAGCCUUCUGUGGGAGAGAACAAACCAACUUCCAGCUGAAGAAGAAAUUAGGAAAAGACGAUGGAAAUGGAUAGGACAUACACUACGCAAAUCGUCAAACUGCAUCACGAGGCCAGCCCUAACUUGGAAUCCUGAAGGGAAGCGAAAAAGAGGAAGGCCAAAGAACACAUUGCGUCGGAUAAUAGAAGCAGAUAUGAAAACGAUGAAUUACAACUGGACGGAGCUAGAAAGGAUUGGUUGGGACAGGGUUGGAUGGAGAAUGCUGGUGAGCGGCCUAUGCUCCUUCACGAGGAGUAACAGGCGUAAGUAAGUAAGUAAUGCUACUGUCGCUCACUGUUCUGACAAUUCUCUUUAUAAUUUCAUCUCAUUGUGCUGAUACAAUGUGGUGUAGAUUAUCAGGUUCUCUCUCUCUCUAUGUGUGUAUGAUUGAUGACUUAUCAACUAAUCAAAUUGAAUUUGAGGACUGUUGUCCUUUGUUUUCUUUGUUUAGUUUUAUUAUUACUGUCAGCAACUAUUUUGGUUAUCUCAUUAUUAUUAUUAUUAUUUCGUCAGACAACUAAAGGAAGUGAGAAAACAAAAAAUUUCAGUGUAAUUGUUAAGAAUUUUAACGAACGCUUUAAAAAUCUAUCGGAUGCUAAUCAACAAGCGAAACAAUCUAAUAUACAAUUAAAAGAACUAAUUACCAAUCAAUUAAAGUCAUUUGAUGAUACAUUAAAAAUAUCAUUAGAAGAAUUUAUAAAGAAGUUACCAUCUGUAAAUGAUCUAAUUAAUGAUUCAACACUGAAUAAUAUCUCUAAAGAAUCUCAAAGAUUAUUUGAUAAAGUCAAUGAAAUGCGUCAACAACGUAUUGAAUUAAUUAAUAAAUUAAGAACUAAUCUACAUAUUGAUGAUGUCGAUAGUGAUCUACUUAUUAUUUCUGAUCAAGAUAAACAAGAUUUAAAUAGUUGGUUUGAAAAUCGUUUAAAAACAAAACAUGAUCAUCUUGUUAAUAUUAUUAAACAGAAUUUAAAAGCACAAGAGAAUAUUCAAUCAGCUUUAAUUGAUUUAAAUGCUGAAUUUGCACCAAAAUGGACUGAAUUAUCAGAAAUUCGAACAAAACGUUCUGAACAAAUCGAUAAUAUAUUAGUAGCUGGUGAAGCCUUUGAUGGUAUUCUGUCUAAAUCAAAACAAGGCAUUGACUUCUAUAUUACAUUAAUCAAUCAAUUGAAAGAUCUUGAUAAAGAAGUUGAUCACUUUAUCGAAGACCUUAAUAAAGAGUUACGUUUAUCAAUGGAUGAAUUGUCAAAACCCAUAUCUAAUCUAACAAUUGAAACUACACCUCGAUUACCGACUGUGUCAACACCAUCAUUUCCAACUCUUGGCGACUAUAUGAAAGCAAUGCGCCCAACCAUAGUACCUACUCAUCCUAAUAUGUAUAUGGGACCAAUGGGAUGGCCUGUGUCAACACUGACUUCAAGCCAACCAAAUCAACAGUUAAAUUUACCCCCAAAUCCUGUUACUGCGUCUUCACAAUUUCCUACAACUUCUAUUUCACCGAAUCAUUCUGUAGUUAAUUCAUUUAUUCCAUCUGUGUCACCUGAUGUUUACUAUCAACAAACAAAUGUUAGUCAACCUUUUCCAUACCAUCCUACUUCUCAGCCACGUUUUAGAGGCCCUAUGACAUAUACACCACUGUACAACUCUCAACAGUUCCCAACAACUGGUGUUAACAUUCAACCAACUGCUGUUCCGAUGUCUGGUUCAUCAUCUGCUGCAGGAUUUCAAACAACCAAUCCAAUGAAAACCGCUGUUCGUCCUUCACCCACUGUAACUUAUGGCGCUCCUCAAGCUGCCAAUAUGGUAAAUCCUUUGGUACCUCCAUGUCAACGACCCAUUACUUCGCUCCCACAAACUACGAACAUACCUCCCUCACAACCAAAUAAUUUAUCUGGUACAUUCGAAUCUAGAUUUCUUCUGAAUAAUCCUCGAAUUCCUGUUCUCUCGUCUACAACAACGUCGUCACUGUCACAAUUUCCUAUACCUGUUAACAGUCGAUUCUCACAGCCUAACAACUUUAUUCAAACUUCCAUUCGAUCAACUAAUCCUUUAGUUGCACCAAAUUAUUCAUCAACGAAUUCUAACCAGCUUCCUCCUCAGUCUGUUUGGCCAAAUCAAUCAAUUAAUAGUAAUCUGACUUAUCAAAAUCCUCCUCAAAACUAUUCAAAAACACUACCUACAGAAAAUUUCAACAUCGUCGGUAUCCAAUAUCCUCAAUCUAAUUUAUCUUUUCCAAAUACAUUAUCAUAUCAGAAACAAAUACCUCAUAUAAAUAAUUCCCCUGUGAAUCCUGGGCAAAUUUCGAUUGCAUCACAACAAUCCUAUACGACUCUGCCUAAUCACAGCCAGUCCAUACAUCCUGUUUCACAAUGUAACACUAAUGUAACAACACAGUCAUUACUACCAACAAAUGUAACGCAAACUUAUCCAACUUCACAGUAUCCUGUUAGCAACAGUAAUAAUUCGACUGAACAAAAAUCAAAUCAAAUCAAACCAUUCAAUUCAGUUCUGGAUACCGAUAAUGAUGCCUAUUCAUCGUCCUCUAGAUUGAAAUCAAUGUCUCCUAUUCAACCACAAGUGUUAACCAAAGAUGAUUUAGAUGCGAAACUGAGAGAAGAACGUUUACGUGAGGCCUAUUCAGGUAAUCCGAAUUCUCCGUCAAUACCGUCCUCUACGUCAAAUCUUAUCAAAUCGUUAUCAUCUUCAUCAUCAUCCAAUCCUACAAAUGUCAAUGAAAGUAAAAAUUCUUCUUUAAAUCCAGUCAAAUCUGAUCCACAUACGUCUUCAACUGUUGCAUCGAAUCCCGUUAACUGUCAAUCAGUUCUAUCAAAAUUUCCACCACCGGAACUAUUAUCUGAUCCACUUGUAUUAAAUCGAUUUAUUGCAUCUGCUGAAUUACUUCUUACAUGGCUAGAAAAUCCCAAUGAAUUAAUUUCUACAGGUGAUAACGAUUGCCCGGUAACUUCUUUAUCAAAUCUUACUAAUACUAAUACUAUAACUCGAUUAAAUAAAGCAUGGCAAAAAGUACAAACACUUGCCAAUGCUUUUACAACUUCUGUUUAUUUCAAUGGUAAACGACCAACACAUGCAAUUGCUCUUUGUUGUUCAUCAAAAAAUCGUAAUCAAGAUUUUGUUCCUUAUGAUAAUAAUCGUGUUGUAUUAAAAUCAUUAAAAAAUGAUUAUAUUAAUGCAAGUCAUAUUGAUUUUCAAAAUAAUUUAGGUAUAUGGUGUCCACGGUAUAUUAUUACACAAGUUCCAAUGAUUAAAACAAUGAUCGAUUUUUGGACAAUGAUACUUGAACAAAGCUGUGAAAUUAUAGUCACAUUAAUACCAACUCGUAAUAAUCGUAAUGUUAAUUCAUUUUAUUCUUCUAUUUCAUCUGAUGAAGGAGCUUUUGAUGAUGAAAAUGAUCCAUUACGUAUUCCAGCAUAUUUACCAGUUAAUAAAACUGGUGCUAGAUUAUUAUUGCCUGGAAGUAAUUUGGAAAUACGACUACAAUCAAUUAAACAAUCUUAUAUUGAAGGGAAUGUAAUAUCACAAGAUAAUAGUGAUAAUAAUAAUAAUAAUGAUAUUGACAUGAAUGAUUCAAAUCGUAAUCUAACUUCUUCAACACAACAUCAUCCAUGGACUGAACGAAUUAUUACUGUACAAGAUUUAAAUACAAAGAUAACACGUAGUCUAGUUCAUUUAACAUAUCAUCAUCAAUUUCCAUUGAAUAUUCCUUUAUCAAAUAAUAAAAAUAGUUCAAUUAAUGAUCCAAAUAUUGUACAAUUAGUUGCAUUCAUUAAUCACGUACAUAGUUAUUAUAAACAACAACGUAAUUUAAUUCGACCUAUAGCAGUUGUUUGUAAAUAUGGUGCUGAAUUAAGUGGAAUAUUUGUCACUGCAUCAGUUGGUAUAUUACAUGCAGAUAUGUUAGGUAGAAUGAGUGAUGUAUUCACUAUAGCUGGUUAUCUAUGUCAACAACGUCAUGGUGUAUUAAAUAAUUCAUGUCAAUUAUAUACUGCUGCUCGAUUAAUUGGUUAUUCUGCUAUCGAGACAGUAGCUAAAAAAGAUAUUGUUAUUGGUCCAAGACAUCGACCAUCAUCAACAAUAACAACGAUCACAACACUGACAACAACAACGAAUAAUUCGAAAACAAGUAACUCAAUCACUAAUUCCGCACAAUUCAACAUGACUAAUUCAUUGGAUAAUAUUUUUUCAAAACAAUCUUUAAAAUUAGAUGAUUUAAUCUCAGUAGUUGAUAAAUGGUCCGUGUCUACUAAAUCUGAAUCGAUUACUUCUUCUAGUGUAGAAACUGAAGAUAAGUUUACUAAUUCUAAUUUGGAAAAUGAUGAUUCAAAUCAAGCUACAUUAAAGAAUGAAAUGCCUGUUAAUGUUGAACAACAACAACAACAACCGACCAAUGAGUUGAAUGUAAAUCCUUCAAGUAUUAUAUCACUAUCAGAUAAUCAGCCUAAUUUACUAUCACAAUCUUCAGAAAUCGAUAAACUGACACAUGAAUCUAAACUAUUUGAACAUUUAGUAAAUUUAAAUAAUUUAACUAAAAAUUCUACAAAUAAUAAACGUUAUACUCGUCAAGAUUUUGAAGAUCUUUCCAAUUCUACAACAACUAAUACUACUGAAUUAUAUCAUCAUGAGUUCGAGUUCAAUUCAAAUGAUGAUCCAUUGAAUAAACUAGAUCCAUUAUGGAACUCGAAAUUACUUGAUCAUUCAGUGAAUUCUUAAUACAUUGAUUCUUUUCUUUUCCCGAAAUGAAAAAAAAUUUGAUUUUCUUUUCUUUUUUUUUUGGAACCUUUCUCUUUCAUCUGUUUGUCUCAUUUUGAUUUUGUUCCAUUGUAUUAUUAUUAUUAUUUAAAGAGAUGAUUUAUUUUUUAAUCCAUC